UAAUCUUCUCCCCCAGACAACCAAAGCGUCUCGGAUACAACUUUAGCCUUCGUAACUUUCCCAAACUCCUAACUUCCGGCCUUCCCUCCAACCUCUUUUUGCUUCUUCCCCAUUCCCAACUUCCUUUGCCACACGCAUACCAUCAAACCAAUACCAACUCCCAUCACUCGCGACAAGAAAACUAUCCCUAUCGUAUUUAUUCCGGUGCCGUAUUUCGACCAAUUUUCGCUUCCUUAUUGACAGAAUCCCCAAUCCGACCGUUGUCAAAUCACCAUCCGCCAAAAAUGUCGACCCAAGAAGCUCCCUACGAUCCUUACAUCCCCAGCGGCCAGUCCGCACCCCAGCAGGGCGGCAACAACCGAACGCAGGCGUUGCAGGCUCAAAUCGAUGACACCGUCGGUGUCAUGCGAGAGAAUAUCAACAAGGUCUCGCAACGUGGUGAGCGUCUCGAUGCCCUGCAAGAUAAGACCGACAACCUAGCCGUCUCCGCCCAGGGCUUCCGCCGCGGUGCGAACAGAGUUCGUAAGCAGAUGUGGUGGAAGGACAUGAAGAUGAGGAUGUGCCUGAUUGCCGGUGUCAUCAUCCUGAUUCUAGUUAUUGUCAUCCCCUCCGUCCUCGCAAGCCAGGGCAAGGUCUAAUUUAAUUACAUUGUACAUCACUGGGGUACAUCAAGUGCAGAUCAACUUGAUGGCACGAACGACGGGUUGAAUCUCGCGGGCUACGAGCAUCAGCGCAUGGGACGAUGUCGAACAUGAUGAAAGAAUAAAAAAAAAUCUUCGGAGUCGCUAGCACAGAAAGAGGAGUUUGUCUUUGAUGAUUUGGCCGGUCUUCUUUCUUUGGCUCGCAAACGUAACGAAUUCGGAACGCUUAGGAUACCACCGACGCCCUGAUCACUCACACACCUCCCCACACCUUUGAGGGCAGAGCGGCGGAGGAAACCAAACACUUGUAUGUAUGAUGGCGAGGCGUUUUUCGACUAAUUUAAGAUAUCUUACGAACCCCCCACCUUCGAGAUGGAUGAUGCUUAAUGGCGUAUAAACUAAUUACUUUCUACAUACCUUGGCCUUUGCUCCUACUAUGAAUCUGUUCUUAGCCUUCUUUACGAAUAGUGAUGUUAGCCGCUGCAUAUGAGAUUCUUAACCUCGAGAUUGUGGUAGUCGUCAUUCUGAAAUUAAAUCCCGUGAUGAAUGCAGUGGUUGCUUUAAAGUUCCCAGAUCAGUUCCACGAACUAUUCAACUACAUGUUGUACCCGUAACCGUUGCCUUAGCUCUUUGUCUUAC
This is a messenger RNA of Daldinia caldariorum, 1280 nucleotides long. Its product is annotated as synaptobrevin. The record is from RefSeq and is a predicted model, not a curated record. Lineage: Eukaryota; Fungi; Ascomycota; Sordariomycetes; Xylariales; Hypoxylaceae. Gene Ontology annotation, biological process: vesicle-mediated transport; vesicle fusion. The transcript is spliced from 3 exons. The coding region runs from base 285 to 638 and encodes 117 amino acids. Gene Ontology annotation, molecular function: SNAP receptor activity; syntaxin binding. Gene Ontology annotation, cellular component: SNARE complex; plasma membrane.